Molecule: messenger RNA, 1434 nt
Organism: Seriola dumerili (greater amberjack)
Lineage: Eukaryota; Metazoa; Chordata; Actinopteri; Carangiformes; Carangidae
Gene: zcchc17
Product: zinc finger CCHC-type containing 17
Exons: 7
Coding region: 141-896 (251 amino acids)
Biological process (GO): RNA stabilization
Molecular function (GO): zinc ion binding; RNA binding
Source: RefSeq, a predicted model, not a curated record
CAGUUUACCGACUGCGAUGAUUGGUUUCAUUGCUUAUUGUCAACACGAUUUGCACCGGAUGUGAAACGGAAUCAGCUCUGCUAAUACGAAAGCCUAAUAGAUCCACUUCCUGAUACCUGUGAUCGGCUUCCACUGAGACAAUGUCUGACAGUGAUGGUCCAGCUCCAGAGCCUGCCGGACUGGAUGGUCUGCCGCCACUGUACAGCAUUUCCAAAGGAGAGGUGGUCUCUGUGCAAACCUACGGAGCUUUUGUCCGACUGCCAGGAUACAAGAAGGAAGGCCUGGUACAUGUGAGUGAGAUGUCAGCUACACGGGUUGAGAACGCCUCAGAGAUCGUCGAUGUGGGCGAACAGGUGUGGAUAAAAGUCAUUGGAAAAGAGAUUCGGGGUGACAAGGUGAAAUUGUCCUUCUCAAUGAAAGCUGUCAAUCAGGGAACAGGGCGGGACUUGGACCCCAACAAUGUCAUGGCAGAGCAGGAUGCGAGGCGACGUAAGCAGUUUAGAGACCAAACUGGCAACAGGAUCACACUGGAGGCUGUGCUCAACACGACGUGUUCAAAGUGCGGCUGCAAGGGUCACUUUACAAAGGACUGUUUCUCUGCUCCGGGCCUGCAGUACGCCCUUUUGCCUGAAGAGGACGAUGAAGAGCCACGGCAGCAACAGCAGCAGACCUCCACAGUUGCAUCACAGCAAGACUCAGACAAAAAGAAGAAGAAAAAGAAGGAGAAGAAAAUGAAGAAGAAGAGGAAGAGGGAGAGGAAGGAGUCAGAGAGCGACAGCAGCAGCAGCAGCAGUAGUGAAUGUAAAUCCAAGAGGAGGCGCCACGAUCACACUCGCGACAGAGAGGACAAAAAGAAGAAGAAACACAAGAAACACAAAUCUCAUAAACACAGCUGAGAGCUGACACACAUGUACACUACAUUCACACACUGCAGCUAUCACACAGAUGCAAAAGGGGAAGUGGGUAGCAACAGACGGAUGGGCAGACUUCCAGGCCGUAUAUCUUUACAUAAUCUCUCCACCAACAGCUUAUUAUAGAAACUUUCAUCCAAGUUAAGGAAAUGUUUGCUAACUGUCUUUCCAAGUAAUUGAAAGUACAAUUAAACCUCCCAUCAAGUUUAAAAAUCAGAUGACCACUUGUCCUAAUGUAACCUCUGGCUCCCCAGAGGGAGGAGUUCAUACAUCACACGAAACCAGAUAGGGGUAAGCAAUAUGGCAGCAUGUGACUAGCCAUCUUGAACUCCAGAUAUUGUUCACAGCUAUCCGGUUUCUAAUGCUCUGGGAAAUCCGUUAAGCAGACAUGAGGCGGUAAAGCCGACUCUUAGGGAGGGUCUGACAUGAAAAACCUUAAAAUAAUCCACACAGAGAAAGCUGUAUUUACACACACACACACACACACACACACACACACACACACACACACACACACACACAC